UCGACUACUCCACCUUCGUUUGUCCAGAUGCCAGGAUCACACAUGCUGCCCAGCUACUACAGCAUGAGGCGUCCCUUCAUAUCCGACGCAGACUUUUGCACAUCCACCAAGCAGUUUCCUUCCGAUGUCUAUUCUUCCACACAACCCUCCUCUAUGAGCAGCUACUCCUCUCUCAUCGACAGCUACUACCCAGAAACCUUUGGUGACUACCGUAGCGCAGCCACCUUCUCCAGCUCUGGCAGCUCCUUCCUGCCCUCGUCAACCAUUUCCUCCCUGUUGCCAACUUUCAACGGAGAUUCACCGCAUUUAUUUCUGCGUGACUCAUGGGACCAGUCGGGACCUGAGCCAGUGUCCCAGGUGGAGGGCCUCUGUCCGGACAGCCUGGGUUCUGUCAGCGUCCCACCCUCCAUAGCCAGCCCGGAGCCCUCUGGGAGCCCRUCCCACUACCGUUCCCCCAGCCGCGGCUCCUCCAUGGGGCCUGUCUCCAGCAGCCAGCCGUACACCCUGCAUUCACUGGAGGACGUCCACUACCACCCUUUGACUUCUGGCGGCACCUACUCUGUGCCCUCCUCCUUUCCCUGCCCCCCGUACAUGAGCAGCCCCGUCAGCGACCUGGUGUCCAAGAUGGUGUCAGAGGACAUGGCGGAGGGUCACAGUAGCCUCCCAGCUGGCACCGAGGCCCACUCUUCAUGGGCUAAGGAGGACGGGGUGAGCCCCUGGUCCCCCUAUGAACUCCGGAGGGCCUACUGACCUGAGCGACCAACCAAGACUGAGAGGUCAGCAUGUCCAAAUGAAUGAAAUUUCACAGACUUUUCCCAUGAAAAGCACUGACCUUGACAUAAAAUGUCAGAGACGUGUGUGUUGGUUUUUUUUGGACAUUCAUCAUCAUUGUUUUAUUCAACAGCUAAUAUUUGUACUUUAAUAGCAACAGAGUAGUAAUUGGUUGACUAAGUUGGCCAAAACGAUGUGGUAGGAGGAUCACAUUUACUUACUGCAAAGAAGA
Poecilia reticulata (guppy) is the source of this 1003-nucleotide messenger RNA. NCBI's taxonomy places the organism in Eukaryota, Metazoa, Chordata, Actinopteri, Cyprinodontiformes, Poeciliidae. The record is from RefSeq and is a predicted model, not a curated record.